Molecule: messenger RNA, 981 nt
Organism: Kazachstania africana CBS 2517
Lineage: Eukaryota; Fungi; Ascomycota; Saccharomycetes; Saccharomycetales; Saccharomycetaceae
Gene: SAM4
Product: S-adenosylmethionine-homocysteine S-methyltransferase SAM4
Exons: 1
Coding region: 1-981 (326 amino acids)
Source: RefSeq, a predicted model, not a curated record
AUGCCUCGUCAACCUAUUAAAGAAUAUUUAGAAGAAAACCCUAAAAAAGUCCUGGUGUUGGAUGGCGGCCAGGGUACUGAAUUAGAGAAUCGUGGUAUCCACGUGGCAAAUCCAGUAUGGUCUACAAUACCAUUUAUCAGUGAAUCGUUUUGGUCCAAUGCAUCAUCGAAGGAUAGGGAAAUCGUGAAAGGCAUGUUUCAGGAUUUUUUGGAUGCCGGUGCAGAUAUCUUGAUGACGAUCACAUAUCAAACAAGUUUCAAGUCAGUUACUGAGAAUACGCCAAUCAAGACUUUGAAGGAGUACAAUGAACUUUUGGAAAGGAUCGUGAGCUUCUCACGUUCUUGUAUUGGAGAUGAAAAAUACUUAAUUGGAUGUAUUGGGCCCUGGGGUGCUCAUGUCUGUGCGGAAUUCAACGGCGAUUAUGGUGGGCAUCCUGAAAAUAUAGACUACUAUGCAUAUUUCAAACCGCAGCUCGAUAAUUUUUUUCAGAACAAGGAUUUGGACUUGAUAGGCUUCGAAACUGUCCCCAACUUCCAUGAAUUGAAAGCAAUUCUGUCCUGGGAUGACACCAUAUUAUCAAAGCCUUUCUAUAUUGGUCUUUCAGUCCAUGAAAAUGGAGUCCUUAGAGAUGGUACAACCAUGAACGAAAUUGGAUAUUAUAUAAAGUCCCUCGGUAGUAAAAUCAAUCCCAACUUCUUAUUAUUGGGUAUCAAUUGUGUUAGUUUCAGUGACUCCCCUGAUAUCUUAGAAUCUAUUCAUAAAGAGUUACCGGACAUGCCGUUAAUUGCUUAUCCAAAUAGUGGUGAAAUAUAUGAUACUGUGAAGAAAAUCUGGUUACCAAAUCACUAUUCUGAUAUAACUUGGAAUGAUGUAGUCAAUAGAUACAUAAAAGCAGGAGCAAGGAUUAUUGGUGGCUGUUGCAGAACUAUGCCUGAUGACAUUGAGCAGGUAUCUGCCGCAGUAAAAAAAUCACAUAAAUAA